This is a messenger RNA of Nematolebias whitei (Rio pearlfish), 4362 nucleotides long. It is a transcript of the gene sona, whose product is annotated as SON DNA and RNA binding protein a. Bases 216 to 3776 code for a protein of 1186 amino acids. Gene Ontology annotation, molecular function: RNA binding. Gene Ontology annotation, biological process: regulation of cell cycle; regulation of mRNA splicing, via spliceosome. Lineage: Eukaryota; Metazoa; Chordata; Actinopteri; Cyprinodontiformes; Rivulidae. The record is from RefSeq and is a predicted model, not a curated record. The transcript is spliced from 10 exons.
CAAACCGCGAAGCAUGGCAUGCUGGGAUACCUCGCUUCAUCAUGGCGGAGUAGAGAGUAGGCUAACGUUAACGAUUAGCAUAUUCAACAACUGGUCAGGUGUCUUUUGACAUUUUCUACACAGGAACUACAGCUACUCAUCAUAAACUGGUGCUGAGUGAAACAGAAACACAGCAAAGUUGUCAGAAGUUUUUGCAAAAUUUUGGUGCUGGCAUAAUGGAGUGUGCUGUGGACGUUCCACCAGGUGAGGAUGAAGCACCUGAGAAAGAUGACAUGAAUGCCAAAGAAGUGACUGAAUCCCCUCAUAAGAAAAACAAGAGGCACAAAAAGCAUAAAAGCAAGAAGAAAAAGAGAAAGAGAAAAGGCGAGAAGGAGAGCAGUUCAGAAUCUGGUGCAGAGUCCGAUGGAGAUUCCCCACCUCAGCCGAGACCUGUCAGGACCACUAGAGCCAGUGCUCGACUGGCUGCAGCAGCUGGAGUUACAGAACAUGCUGGACUGAAAGAGGAGGGGAAAAAAGCUACUACAGAAACAGAGGGUGACACAAAAUCCAAAAAACAUAAAAAACAAGCUGCCAAAAAAAAGAAAAAGAAGAAAAAAAAAGAUGAAAAGAAAUCCCCAUCUCCCUCUGAAAGCAGCUCAGCUUCAGGUUCUGAGUCAGAAGGCGAAGGAGCUAAAAUAGCUGGUGAUGUCAAAUAUUCUUCAGCUCCUGGAUCUGAUCUUAAAGAACCAAUAUCUAAACGGGUUCCAAAAGGCAAACAAGAAGAGGAGGAAGUAGUUCCCAUCCUAUUGCAGAAACCUGAAUUGCUUGACUUGAAGAAAGAAGAGAUGCCGAUAAUGGAUGAAUCCUUCACUGGAGUGAAGAGUUGUGAUGCCAAUGAAUCACAGAAUGAUAAAAGAUCACCCUCUGCUGGCCCAGAUGAGAUAACACAGGCAGAAAUUGUUCAAGUGAAGAUAGAAGAAAGUCCUAGAGAUGGUACAUUCAGCUGUGCUCAGGAAUUGCCUGACAUUAUCCCAAAGCUGGAAGGUACUGCUCCAAAAGACGACCCAUGCCUGAAAGAUCAUACCAGUUCAGUUCAAGUGGCAAAGCUCAAAGAGCACGAUUCAGCCAGGUCUCCAUCUCCACCCAGGAUCUUACAAAUAAAAAAGUCAGAAUCAGGUCCAAGUCGGUCACCAUCACCUAGUUUUAGCAAGGAACAGUCAAGUGCUCAUCCAACUGAAUUAGUGAAAGAACGGUCUAGAAGUCAGUCAAGGUCGAGCUCAAAAGAAAGACCGUCUCCAACUCCUUUAAAGAGCCGACCGCUAGCCCAUUCUAAGUCUCGCUCUGUGUCCCCUAAAUCCACAAAAAAAUCCCCAAUUUCUACCCGUAAGUCUCCAAAGAAAUUAAUACGCCGUUCCCCAUCGGCCUCUCCUUCUGUUACUCCCAAAAAGAAGGUGUCAAGAUCUCCAAGGAAGUCCAAGUCUCCUAAGCGGCAGAGAAACUCAUUGUCUGUUUCCCCAAAGCGACGCAAGAGUUCUCUCUCUCCCAAAAGAAAGGUAUCACGAUCUCCUAAACGUGGUGGGCGAAGGUCCCCCUCCUUAUCUCGAUCUCCAAGAAGAAGAUGGAAAUCAAAGUCACGUUCUCGUGGAGGUACAAGGUACUCAAGGACUCGAUCACCUCGGCGAAGUGGUGCAGGUAGGCGUUCAUUGUCACGUUCCGUCACUAGACCCCGCCGCUCCCAUUCGAGAUCUAGACGCCUUGUAGGUCGAUCCAGAUCAAGGUCAGUAGGAAGGCGUGCAGGAGGCAGGCGCAUAUCCCGGAGCAGAUCCUUAUCUCGACGCAGGAGGUCACCUCUCCCAAGAUCUCGCCGCUCACGGUCUCGGUCAGUCCGCAGGAGCAGGCGAACCCGUUCACGGUCCAUUGCUUUGCCUAAGCGCACCCGUCGCUCCAGAUCCAGGAGUCCUCGCAAACAAAGCAGAUCUAGAACUCCUCCUCCUCGCCGAAAGUCUAAAACUCGUUCACCGGUCAGAAGACGUUCUAGAUCCCCUGCAAGGAGGAAUCGUUCUCCACCGAGGUCUAGCAAACGCUCCAAGUCUCGCUCAUUGUCUCGGAGGCACCGUUCACCACAACAUAGCAAAAGGAGGUCCAAGUCUCCGAAGAAGAGUGGGAGGAGGUCAAAGUCUAAAUCUCUCUCUCCACCUGUCAACAAGUCGAGGUCUGUAUCAAGUGAUGGAAGGUCUGCAAGCUCAUCUUCAGCUAGAUCUGUAUCUUGCACUCCAGUCAAAGCAAAGAAGUCUCCCUCUCCUACUACAGAGGAAACAUCAGAAGCAAAGAUAGUUGAAGAAAAUGGAGGACACUCAGUUGAAGCAGCUGCUGAUCUGAAACCAAUUAUUUCAACAACUGACUCCAAUUCCCAAGGUGGAGAUUCUACAGAUAAAUUGCAAGAUAAGUUGCAGGGUCAGCUUGUUCAGUAUACGGACUGGUAUAUUCCCAGUUCCAGAUCUCCUUCCCAUGAGCCAGCCUCUGGUUCAGAUGGUUCAGAAGGGUCAGAUGAAGAUGAGGAAUCUCCUGUCAAAGCAGUAUCUAAAAGCCAGAAACAAUCUUCAAGUUCAGCAUCUCCAGAACUACCAGUGAAGAAGCUGUCCAAGUCACGCUCACCUGCUGAUCUUGGGAAACUUUCUGGUUCGACUUCCAAGUCUACAUUCAGAAAAAAGUUGUCACGAUCAAAGUCUCCAGUGAGGAAAAGAGAGUCGGUCUCUCCAGCAGACAGAAAGAAGCGACGGUCCAAAUCUCGAAGCCCUGCUCGAAAGCGGCGGUCACAAUCUCGUUCUGCCGCACGUCGUAAGCGCUCAUGCUCCAAAUCACGAACCAGAAACAGGCGAUCCAAAUCCCGUUCUCCAGCUCGCAAGAGACGUUCCCGGUCACCAAAUGUCCGUGGAAGGAGGAGGUCCAAGUCCACUGACAGGAAUAAGCGAUCCAAGAGCCGCUCCAUGGGCCGGAGGAAAAGGUCCAGGUCAGGAGACCGAAGCAGGAGAUCACGUUCCCGUUCCUCAGAUCGUAGACGCAGGUCCAGGUCACGAGGUCGAGGGAGGAGGCCAGUAUUUCGCAGUCGGUCAUUUGACAGGCGAGACAGAUGGAAAAGGGAACCAAGCCACUCUCCAGUUGUAAUUCUUCGCAAGCAAAGACGCUCAGGGUCUCGAACUCGACGCAGCCCAAGCAAAACGCCACCUCGACUUACUGAUCUGGAUAAGGACCAGUUGCUUGAAAUAGCCAAGGCCAAUGCUGCUGCCAUGUGUGCUAAGGCAGGGGUUCCUAUUCCUGAAAGUCUUCGACCAAAAGCCAUCCUCCAACUCCCUUUGCCCACUCCAUCUCCUUCCCCCAUCUCAUUACCUCUACCGUUACCUCUUCCAAUGGGCAUGGGAAUGCCGAAUAUGCCCAACAUGGGUCCACUUGGAUUGUCCUCUAUUCCAGGAAUGCCCACUAUGUCAAACAUCACCAUGAGUGCUGCUGUGGCGAGUAUGACAGCAGCCACCAUGACGGCUGCCUUGACCAACAUGGGUGCCCUGGCGGCCAUGCCACCCCUUGCCCCUCUUCCUACAAUCACUAAUAAGCCUCCCCCGUGCCUUGCCCCCCCAGCACCAUCUCUAAACCUGGACCACAUUGAGGAAGCAAAGAGGAAAGUCACUCAGCAGGCCAACAUACACACCAUCAAGGAACUUACAGAGAAAUGCAAGAUGAUUUCAAAUAGCAAGGAGGAAAUGGCUAUCGCUAAACCCCAUGUCUCAGAUGAUGAAAGCUAAAACAGCCAAGUCCUUGAGGACUGGAGCAAAAUGUAGGAUUCUUAAAAGAUGGACCUACUUUUCCCACAGCUCCCUCUGUUAACCCGAUGGACUUGCAGAGAAGAGGAGCUCCCCUAGAUGUCGCUGUAAAAACGUAGGAGCACUGGCAGCGGUCACUGCCCCACACUUCUCCCAGUUUAAUUCUGUUUGUUUGAGAGCAAAAGACGUGCGGACUUUCACCUAUGAAACAACUGAGAAAACAGGACACACUGAGGUGUGCACGGUUAUGACUGUACAGCAAGUUUUAGUGUGUGUGUGUGGAUUUCACCACCAUCCCACCAGUGCUGCCACUGAACACAAACAGUUGUAAAACCCGAAGAGGAAACAAACCAAACUAACUCGUGGGGCACGUGUGUUUUUGUAUACAUUCUAAGUUUCUUUAAUUUAGUUUUGCCUGUUGUUCUUUCCUGAGAUUUGUAUCAAGUAAAGACAGCUUCCUUGUUCUUUUGUACCACCCACUCCCCAGUUACCUGUAGUUCCCAGUUUUAUGAUCCCAGUAUUGCAGAUGAAGUCAGAGAUAGUAGAUCCUUACUGGUGAUACCAUUAC